Messenger RNA from Marchantia polymorpha subsp. ruderalis, 2657 nucleotides. Lineage: Eukaryota; Viridiplantae; Streptophyta; Marchantiopsida; Marchantiales; Marchantiaceae. The record is from the annotation of a GenBank genome assembly.
CGGAAUACUUUUACGGUCGUUGUUGAAGUUAUCUGGCUCGAGGUUGCAUUAGGUCGAAGUCCUUGCUCGAUGUCCACUGCGCAGAUUUGCCUUCCGUGAGCUUGACAUGGAAACGUGAUGACAGUACGACUUUUGGAGCGAGACAGUGAGUGCCUCCCACGAGACAGACGAGAUGGCGCAGGCCGUCGAGAGGUUGAGGAGUCAAAAGGGACCUGAGAUUGUUUGAGACAUGGUGCUUUCGAGAUUGCCAGUGGCCAACAUGCGAGAUGAUCACGCGUGGUGCGUUUUUGUCCCCGCAAUGCGUCAGGGGCGCGGCUGGAUUUCUUCUGGAGCGUAGUCGAAUCGAGGCUGGAAUUGGAGAAUGAGUUGAAAAUUCUGGAUUUUACGGACGAAGUCCCUGUGUUUUAUUAUGUGUAUGUAUAUGAUUGUUUGUCUGUCGUCUUUGCGUUUCCUUCGAGUUCUGGCGCCGAAGAACGUGGCACGAUACUUCUUGCACGGUCCGAGAUUUGGGUCGCUUACAAAUCAUGCAGCAGUCUCUCUGACGAUUUAGUCGAAGGGUUGGCCAUGAUCUCGUUGUACCGGGGGGAGCUCCACAAGGUUUCGGGUGUUCCCCGUCAGUGGGUUAUCCCGGAGAGCUCAAUACCUCUUUCGGUUUUCAAAAAGGCUUUGUUAAAGAAGAACGAUGCUCUGCUGAAAGAGUUACGGACUUCUUCGUCGCCGGAGAGGUUACUCUUUCCCAAUUCUCCAGGACCGAUUAGUGGUGAGAGUGGUCGAGGCCAUGUUAAUUCAGGGGAGGCGGAAAAGGCAGGCGUGGUGCCUUCUGGUAAUUGCGAUGUUGGUAUCCACAGAUUGGAGCCUUUGGGCGAAGAAAAUAAAACGCUUACUAGGCAUGCAAAAUCUGGGGAGAGCAGUGAGCUUGUCGCGGCGGAGAACGAGGAAUGGCAUGGGAGGAAUAGAAAUAAACAGGAGGGCAACCGGGAGGAAAUUGAAAAGCAAUUUGUCAAAGCCGAAGUUGAGCGGGAAAAUGACGAUGAUCCAGAAAAGUCAACGGAUGCGAGAGAUACAGCUGCGGGAUCAGAAGUCAUGGUCAUAGAUGCUGUCGAUCAAUCUCAGGAGAUGGAGUGCGAUAUUUUGGCAGUGGAGAAAACUGGAAUGGAAAUUGACGAGGAAUUUUCUGAGCAGGGUAGGGUUAGGGUUAGCGAAACAGGGGAAACAGGAACAAUUGUAGGAGCGGACGGUGAAUCUAGCAAGGGAACAGGGUUGAGCGAUCCUAGUAUUGAAAGAGCAGAAAAUUCAGCGGACUUGUCGAAGAAUGGCGAUCAAACAGGUUUGGAAGCGCGUGAGAACUCGCUUCCUGCUUUAGUGGACUCGACCCCGGGUGCAAAUGUUAAAAGUCCAAAAGAUUUCAGUAAGAAGACGGAGGCAGGAGAUGUGGUUGAUGUGAAAGAGAAUGAGAAGAAUGCGAGAAAAAGAAAACGAGAGGAACUUCAGGCGAAACUGGAGAAGUUGACAGCUGAUAAACAUCACCUUGUACUCAUGUUGAAGCAGGUGCUCAGUGUAGAAGAAUCCAAGAAAAGAGUCACGACGACCAAUGCUUCUCAGCAAGGGCUACCAGGGAUGAGUGGUGCCGGUGACUCACCUGCGGUCUCCAGUUUUGGAGAAAAACUGGGAUUGCAGAUAAGUGGGGAUUUGGAAGAAGGAGAAUUGGAAUACGCAAGGACCCCAAGCCCCCCACCUCGACCUAUUCAAAGUAGCCACAGUAGUCAUAAUGUUUUGGGCCCUCCUCCACCAAUGGUGACAAAUCUUGGACGACAGAACACUUUGACCCAGCAUAUAUCACAGGGUUCAUCUGGCCGGGGAGGAUAUUAUGUACAAGCUACUGGCAUUACUCCUUCAACUGUUGGGACUGGGAUCGCAGGAGGGGGAGCUUUAUCUCCGGGAGCAGUGUACAUGGGAAACCUGCCUUCGCCUCUAGGUCCACAUAAUUACUCUCAUAAUAUGGCUUUACAACACGCUACUCUUCAUGCGCAAAAGAUUGUGCCAGUACCACCGGGACACGGCCAGUUCAGUCCCAUUCCUCCGAAUGGACCCCCUUUAGGAGCUGGACCUGGAGUCGCAGGCGGACCUCCCGGGUUUGGUGGAUAUGUUGUACCUCCUACCUUGCAUCCUCACCAUCCUCACUUGUCUCAAACAGCUGCUUCAUCUACUUCACACAUACCCGUGCAACAAGGGGUUGUCUCAACUUCCCUGCUUACAACUCCUCGGGGUCCGGUGGGCUAUCACGAGAUGCGCUUAGGAGGGAAUUCAUGGAUUCCGAGAUGACGAGUACGGAGCAUACAUUUAUGUUAUUGUAACGACAUUCAGAUUUGAUCUAGGAAUAGAAGCUUUAGGAUCUAUAGGAUCUCACAUGAACGAUGGCCCUUCACGAGAGAAGAUGGCCCGUUCAACUUUAUGUUCACUUUCCCAUAGCUAGGUUUACCAUCACAGGCCAGAGUUUCUUGUGCAUACUGUGUACAAUAGGCCUCCAUUCUUUGAGUUUAAAGAUCAGGUUGAAUGAAUCUGCAUGUAAAAUAUGUAAUGAAGAAGAGAUCUGAGGCUGUAUCAUAAGAUUGUACAUGAAGAUCAUUAUGAGAGUAACGGAUCACUCUCCAUUUCUU